AUGCCUAGGUCCCUAGCUGAUUGCAGGCUGGUCCUUACGCUCUGGAAGAAGAUGGGCAGCAAUGUCGGAAUCUACGCAACCGAGGCCUUGGAAAGGUUCACCUUCCUAGGGACUGCAGGGCGAAGGAACUUCGUGGCUUUUCCCUCCACCAAAACCUACUUUCCACACUUGGACCUGAAGCCAGGCUCUAGCAAGGUUAAAGCCAAUGCCCAAAAGGUGGCCGACGCACUGACUCUCGCUGCACAGCACCUGGAUGACCUGCCUGCUUCUCUGUCUGCUCUCAGGGAUUUACAUGCGCACAAGCUCCUUGUGGACCCAGCUAACUUCCAACUCUUCAGCCACUGUCUGUUGGUGACUCUUGCCCGGAACUAUCCUGGAGACUUUAGCCUGAAGAUGCAUGCCUCCUUGGACGCCUUACCUGGAUCACGUGACUUCGGCACUGGUCUCCGGGUCUGGCUAACCUGA
This is a messenger RNA of Mastomys coucha (southern multimammate mouse), 465 nucleotides long. RefSeq names its product hemoglobin subunit theta-1-like. NCBI's taxonomy places the organism in Eukaryota, Metazoa, Chordata, Mammalia, Rodentia, Muridae. The record is from RefSeq and is a predicted model, not a curated record. Gene Ontology annotation, cellular component: hemoglobin complex; haptoglobin-hemoglobin complex; blood microparticle. Gene Ontology annotation, molecular function: peroxidase activity; organic acid binding; heme binding. Bases 1 to 465 code for a protein of 154 amino acids. The transcript has 3 exons. Gene Ontology annotation, biological process: hydrogen peroxide catabolic process.